Molecule: messenger RNA, 1391 nt
Organism: Salmo salar (Atlantic salmon)
Lineage: Eukaryota; Metazoa; Chordata; Actinopteri; Salmoniformes; Salmonidae
Gene: kra55
Product: Keratin-associated protein 5-5
Source: RefSeq, marked provisional
GAGCAGUUGAUAUCUACAACAGAUUUAAUAAUUUCAUUUUAACAUUACGACAUUCCAUUUCAUUUUCAUUCUGUCAAACAAGUUGAUCAACCAAUCUCAUUUCAUACAGAGGUAUAUUCAGUAUUCUUUCUUUGCAAAAGGUUUGCUAAUCAAAAUACUAUCAUACUGCAACAAUUUAUAGUACUGUGUAUAAUUCAGUUGAUGUAGCCUUUCCCAUUCGGGUUAAUUUUAUUAAAGACAAAAUAAAUAUAUUGGUGGGCUGCUUGUGUGUACUCCACUACUGUUAAGAAUGUCCUGAGCCUAUUGUGCCUGUCUGUCUGUGCAACCUGAAUUACAUCAUCAAUCUUCUGGGCACAAUUACAGUCAUGCUUUCAUAUUUCACAUUGCAGUUCCAUACAGGUGUCCUUUCAUGAACCUAAAGCUGCUGUACUCAAUAAAGUGCUGUCCUUAUGUGGAACAUACAGUACAUGUUCAGUAUUCACUGAUGGAAAAGAUAGUGAAUAGAGUAAACACAUGCCUCAAUCCAAGCUCACUGAAGCCAAGACAAUAGUAGCUCACUGAGGAUUUGAAUUGCAACAACCACAUGAUUGGAUAGGACCCAUGCUAGGGUCAAUCAAAUAGUCCUUCCAUAAACCUGAAUCUGCUUUAGUAAGUAGUGUGCUGUCCUUAUGUAUCCUUACAUGUGCAGUAUUCUCUCAAGAAAGACUAGUGAACAGAACGGACAAAAAGGGUUAUUUCCAUUGGUCGCCAUCCAAGCUGAUUGAAGUUGAGUUGCUCACGGAGAUGCCCACUGAAUUUUUGAAUGGCAACAACAAUUAGAUUGGCUGUGGUUAUAUCUGGGUGUCAUGAGUCUAUUUGUGGUUGUUAUGGCUGUAUCGAUGGGUGUCAUGAGUCUAUUUGUGGUUGUUAUGGCUGUAUCGAUGGGUGUCAUGAGUCUAUUUGUGGUUGUUAUGGCUGUAUCGAUGGGUGUCAUGAGCCUAUUUGUGGUUGUUAUGGCUGUAUCGAUGGGUGUCAUGGGCCUAUUUGUGGUUGUUAUGGCUGUAUCGAUGGGUGUAUAUCGAUGGGUGUCAUUAGUCUAUUUGUGAUUGUUAUGGCUGUAUGUGUCGAUGGGUGUUAUUGCUCUACGUUUUAUGGUUGCACCUAUGGCUUAUAUGUCAAAUCAUGCCAUGACUCAUCAAUCAUGUCUACCCAUCAGUCAAUACUAUUCAAUCAAAUUGGCAACAGGGAAUUCAGGCAAAACACUAUAUUUGCAGCUGUUAUAGAGAAAGGUUGACUAAAUACCCAGUUAAGUUUUUUUGGUUUCUCAGGUGUAGGAACAGUUCCAUAAAGUGCACAAUCAUGAGCACAUAGAAGACAGAACAACUACUGAUGGUGAUGGACAAUAUCCACAU